AUGUUCGACGCUAUCAAGAACUGGUUCUCCCCGGCCAAUGAGUCGGCCCCUGAAUCUCAGUGGGAUGCCCGCACUGUCCAGGUUCAGCAGCCCGGCAGCCCUGCCGCUAUGAACGAGGCCGUCAGCCAACAGCCGCAAGGUCCUGAGGGCAUGAGCCAAGUCCACAUGCGCGGUGGCGGUGAAGAGGGUGAUGUCUGCUGUGGAGUUCGCACUGUUUACUAA
Molecule: messenger RNA, 222 nt
Organism: Penicillium manginii
Lineage: Eukaryota; Fungi; Ascomycota; Eurotiomycetes; Eurotiales; Aspergillaceae
Exons: 3
Coding region: 1-222 (73 amino acids)
Source: RefSeq, a predicted model, not a curated record